AUGGCCACCCCCACCCCGUUCGAGCGACUCGCUCUGCACGGGGUGGCCCAUGUCCGCGCCGCCGUCUUUGCCCGCACAACGGCCGCCGCCGCCGCCGCGCCGGCCGCCGCCGCCGCCGCCACAGCCAUCCAGGCGGCAGCACGUGGGGCAGCAGUGCGGCGGGAGGCGAGCGAAGCAGCAGCCGCAGCCGCAGUUAUCCAGCGGGCCUGGCGGGCACACCUCGCCCGAGCAGAAGGCGAGGCCGCCGUAGACGCAGCUGCUGCUGCCCUCGCCGCCGCUUGGUACGCCGCCGCAGCCACAGCCAUUCAGCGGGUCUUCCGUGGCUUCAUCUCGCGCAAGUAUGUGGCGGACAUGCAGCGGCGGCGGGCGUAUCUCGAUGCGGUGGCGGCGAACAACGCCGUGGUCCGCAAGGAGCUCGACGCCUAUGCCGCUGCCUCGGCUGCCGCGGCAGCAGAGGCUGACGCCGCCGCCAUGGCCCACGCCUUUCUCUCGGCCGCUACCUCGGUCCACCACCUCGUCGGCACUGCCGCCAUCCCGGGCGUGUUUACCCCUGCCGGUCGCCCGCCGCCCAUCUCGCCGUUUGGUGACACCGUGGAGGAGUCGAUCAAGUACGCGUUUGCCCGCCAGAUGGCCGCCGCCCCGGCGCCGCGCGCCACCGGCCCGCCCCGCCCGCCGUCCUCGGUCUCGCCCAACGCCAUGUCGUCGCGUGCUGCUACGCGACCGCAGCCGGCGGGGCCGUUCAAGCCGCGCACAAAAGUCUGGCGCCAGCGCCUCCGUGUGGCACAGCCCUCCACCAAGCGCGCCGACCCCUACGACGCCUCCAAGCACGUCGCCCGCGACGAGGCCCGCCUCUCCAAGCUCCUCCGCGUCGUGCCCGACGACUUUGUCGCCGUUGUCCCACCUUCCAAGGAUCCGCCACUCCCGGUAGGCUCGGUCCGUGCCUCGGAUCCCUACGCCCCGCUGAGGCCCGACAAGAUCUUCCGCGCCAACGAGCCUGCCGCAGGCACCCGCCCGCGCUUCCGCGCCACCUUCCGUACCCGUGAUCACUUUGGGCAGGAUCCCGAGGACUACGCCAACGUCGUGGUGUGAGUCAACCCCUGCUUUAUCCCGCAUCUACCGCUGUCACUCGCGCCGACGGACCUCAAAGCUCCCGUCGCUCCGCCCGAUAAAGACCUCGCUGGCAAGGCCGGCAAAGAGCCC
Thecamonas trahens ATCC 50062 is the source of this 1200-nucleotide messenger RNA. RefSeq lists its product as uncharacterized. Bases 1 to 1089 code for a protein of 362 amino acids. The record is from RefSeq and is a predicted model, not a curated record. Gene Ontology annotation, cellular component: spindle pole. Gene Ontology annotation, biological process: spindle organization; mitotic cell cycle; establishment of meiotic spindle localization. The transcript has a single exon. Lineage: Eukaryota; Apusomonadida; Apusomonadidae. Gene Ontology annotation, molecular function: protein binding.